CUGCUGUAACUCUGCAGCUGCGCCACCUGCUGUUCACAGAGGAAAUCAACCCCCGGAAGAUAUCACCGGAUGUUUGCCAGAAAUCGCGCGAUAUCUGGCCUUGCGAGACUUCUGGCCGUUCUUUUCCCCGGAACAUCAGGCAAGAUGGCGGAUACCGAGAUCAAGAAGAAGCGUACCUUCAGGAAGUUCACAUACAGAGGUGUGGACCUGGACCAGCUUCUGGACAUGUCCUAUGAGCAGCUGAUGCAGCUGUACUGCGCCCGCCAGAGGAGGAGGCUGAACCGUGGCCUGCGUCGCAAGCAGCAGACUCUGCUUAAGCGCCUGCGCAAGGCAAAAAAGGAGGCUCCUCCCAUGGAGAAACCAGAGGUGGUGAAGACCCACCUGAGGGACAUGAUCAUCCUGCCUGAGAUGGUUGGGUCUAUGGUUGGAGUGUACAAUGGCAAGACUUUCAACCAGGUUGAGAUCAAGCCUGAGAUGUGUGGUCACUACUUGGGAGAGUUCUCCAUCACCUACAAGCCAGUGAAGCACGGUCGCCCUGGUAUUGGAGCCACACACUCUUCUCGUUUCAUCCCUCUGAAGUAGAAUGGCUGUAUUAUUUGUAUAAAUAAAAAAUUGGGUGCUCCACACAACA
Molecule: messenger RNA, 631 nt
Organism: Oreochromis niloticus (Nile tilapia)
Lineage: Eukaryota; Metazoa; Chordata; Actinopteri; Cichliformes; Cichlidae
Gene: rps15
Product: ribosomal protein S15
Exons: 4
Coding region: 70-582 (170 amino acids)
Biological process (GO): translation; ribosomal small subunit assembly
Cellular component (GO): cytosolic small ribosomal subunit; ribosome
Molecular function (GO): structural constituent of ribosome; RNA binding
Source: RefSeq, a predicted model, not a curated record